Bombus huntii is the source of this 2076-nucleotide messenger RNA. Its product is annotated as CD63 antigen-like. Lineage: Eukaryota; Metazoa; Arthropoda; Insecta; Hymenoptera; Apidae. The record is from RefSeq and is a predicted model, not a curated record. The transcript has 5 exons. Gene Ontology annotation, cellular component: membrane. The coding region runs from base 915 to 1634 and encodes 239 amino acids.
UCUUCGAAGAUCAUACGUCGCGUUUAUUAGAUACGUACAAAACCGAUUUCUACCUUGACCAUUAACCAAAUAAAUAUUCGUUCGAUCACAUCGAUAUUGAUAUUUCUUUUCAUCCAUUUAAUCGUGAAUUCACACUUUUCACAAAGUGUGUUCACUUUUCUCAUUUUCUUUCCGAUUCUAAAUGCAUCCUCGUGCGUUAUUUAUAAUUUUCCACCGAUAUUGCGUUCUUAAUCUUUAAUUAAUUAAUCAAGUAACAAGUUACGAAUUAAUCAAAGUGAUUAAUAAUUAAUGCAACGUAACCUUCCCGUCGGUAUAUAUAUUAUGUAUACAUAUUGAAACAUUUAUGGAUAAAUACGAAACAAAUAAAUAGGAAAAUAGUAACAAAUGCUAGGUAGACAUAAUGCAAUUUAUUUAUUUUCACAUAUUUCUAUUUGUUUCACUAUUUUCCUUCAAACAGAUAUUCACACAAGCAUAAAGUGAAAAAUCUUUAUGUAGUAUAUCGAGUAUAAUACAUAUAUAAUUUCCGAUAAGGUACGAUCAAUUAUAUAUCAAUUAUAAAAUUGUUAUAAAAAAACGAACAAAAUACCAAAAUAAUUCAAGAUAUUUGAAAAUAAUCGGCUAACCUAGUAUGUAAGGUAACAAUUGACCUAUAAUAAUCAUUUAAUAAAUGUGAUCUACGUUAGUAUAACGUGCGAGAAGGUGCCACCUAUUUUAGUAAUCCUUCAGGAAUAGACUGUGUAAUUAAUUAAUUAUUUUACAUUAGAUCCGUGGAUUUUACUUUUUUUAGCCGUCUGUAUCUUAGUGAGUUGUUGAUCAAACUGCUGGCUAAUGUAUUUAUGCGUGCAACGGAAACUUGAGUAGUUGCAUCCUGAAAUGUAUGCGAUUAAAUGGGCAAGUAAUAAUUAACGGGGAUAAUGAUAAUAUCCAUUGGAACAACAAUUUAUGCUGUAUAUGAAGAUUUCUCCCAUUUUUUGGAUCCUAGCUAUUUUUCUCCAGCAACCCUCCUAAUCAUUGUUGGGAUAUUUGUUUUUAUAAUAGCUUUCCUGGGUUGUUGCGGUGCUCUUAGAGAGAGCACCUGUAUGGUUCUUGUGUUCGCAGCAUCGCUUUCAUUAGUUCUUGUCUUGGAACUGAUCGCUGGGAUUGCAGCUUAUGCUCUUCAAGAUGGAAUAAAAAAUCUUCUUGCUGACAAAAUUAAUGCGACCAUGCAUCAAUAUGAAAAAAAUGACGAAGCUAGGAGUGCCAUUGAUUUUCUACAAUCAAGACUCUAUUGUUGUGGAUACAAUGGAUACGAGGAUUGGGAAGCACAAGAAAUGACUAUUCCUUCAUCUUGUCCUUCGAGAGAUAAUGAAAAUAUUUAUGUAACUGGAUGUAUCAAACAUCUUUCAAUUAUCAUUCACAGGAGUGCCCUUUAUAUUGGUACUGGAGCUGUAGCCAUUGCUCUUAUUCAGUUAACUGGAAUAAUGUUUGCCUGUAUGCUAGGCCGAGCAAUUAGAAGACAAAAAACAGAAAGGGAGAGACGUCGAUGGGAAUUAAGAGAGAGUUUAGUUAAUGGUUACCAACCAUUGGGAAAAUCAGAUCCCUUUACCACUUUUCCUGUUGUUUACAUGUCCUCUGAACCUUUGAAGAAUUCAUAGAAUUCUCUACUUUUGUUAUGCAUUCUUAAUAUGAAAUAAUUUUAUUUAUAUUAAAAUAGUAUCUUUCAAUUUUUUGAAGUUCUAAAAGUCAAUAUCUUUAUUUUGUAAAGAAAAUUGUUUGUUAUAUUCCCUUCUUCAUUUCUUGUUAAUUAAGAUCGAUUUUUAUAUAUUGCUCUAAAUUUAAUAUUUUUUUUCGUCAGUUUCUUUUAGAAAUUAAAUACCUAAUAGUAGAUAUCUAAUUUCAUUUAUUAUUACGUUUCUAUAAAACUGUAGCUGUAGAUAUAUAUGUAUAUAUAUGUGCUUAUAUUUACUUUACUAUAUAUAUAUAUAUAUAUAUAUAGAAGGAUUUAAUAUAUUUUCAUAAUACAUAAUGAAACGUACAAACAUUUCGUACAAAUUUUAUAUUACAUACUUUAUUGGAAUAAAUUAUUUUCAAACCUUA